Molecule: messenger RNA, 1692 nt
Organism: Lepisosteus oculatus (spotted gar)
Lineage: Eukaryota; Metazoa; Chordata; Actinopteri; Semionotiformes; Lepisosteidae
Source: RefSeq, a predicted model, not a curated record
CGGUGAUUGGGCGAGACUGGUCGAGGCCGGCCUCUGAUUGGAUAGGGCUGCAGCCAAUCAAUCGCUUGGUCGUUUUCCCGGAGACAUGGAUGCGUCGCUUGUGGAGAAGCGGCGGGGGCAGAACGCGGCCCUGUCCAUCGCGGCGGUGGCGAUCGUGAUCGGGAUCCCUCUGUGGUGGAAAACCACCGAGACCUACCGCGCCGGGCUGCCCUACUCCCAGAUCAGCCAGCUGGACAGCCUGCAGGUACUGUCCGUCGGAGCCGGGCUUCGCGCUGGACGGAUCCCACUCUCCUCAGGAAAAACCAGCCUGAAGUACCACUAUGAGAUCAAGUACCGCACAGCCACAGUAAUGGAGGAAGAUGCCCUUGAAUUGCCCACGGCAAAAGAAGCUGACCUCUCUCUGUUCCAGCUCAGCGAGAGCCCCUGUGGUUCAGUGGUUGUGUACGUGAUCCCAGAGUCCUCCCCCCUGCUCCCAGAGGGCAUCAACGUGUACGUGGGCCAGCGCCGCACGGCCCUGCUGCGGGCGCGGCCGGGCCGGGCCGGCGGGCUGCCGGAGGUUCUGCAGGCCCUGAGCCCGGAGGUGGAGCGCGUGGUCCAGACCAUGUCCUUCACCGACGCCGACAUCAAGGCGGCGCUGAGCGAUCGCGUCCCCAUCGGCCGGCUCAGCAGGGAGAGCCUGGCCGACCGCAUGAGGGCCUUCAAGUCCAGCCCUGGUAGGGGUCUUUUUAAAAGAUUUAUCAUUUGUUCUCCCUCAUUCUCUUCCUCGCCAGGCUCCAACGCCGCGUCCUCGUACCCGGUGCUGAACUUCCUGCUAUACGUGCCAGACCCACCGCACUCCCCGCUGUAUAUCCGAGACCGGUCCGGAAGAGAGGUGCCAACCAACGCCUUCCACAGCCCGCGCUGGGGUGGCAUCAUGGUGUACAACGUGCGUGAGCAGCAGGUGGAGGAGCCCCAGUUCCCAGUGCACGUCGACAUCGACAUGGUGCGCGUGAUGGGCGUCUUCCUGGCACAGCUGCGGCUGCUGCUGGGGGUGCAGCAGGUCCACGCCCCCCCCGGCUACCUGCUUCAGAGCCCCGGCAACAAGGGGCUGACGGACUGGGAGCUGGACCGCCUGCUGUGGGCCCGCGCCGUCGAGAACAUCGCCACCGCCACCACCACCCUCACCUCGCUGGCCCAGCUGCUGGACGAGAUCGGCAACAUCGUCAUCGACGACCACAUCGCGGAGCAGGUGUACGGCGCGGUGAGCUCGCUGCAGCUGGCCGUGGCCGAGCUGGAGGCCGGGAACCUGGCCUUCGCCUUCCAGUCCAGCAAGGAGGCCAUCCUGUCCUCGGAGAGAGCCUUCUUCGACCCUUCCCUGCUGCACCUCCUCUACUUCCCCGACGACCAGAAGUUCGCCAUCUACAUCCCCCUCUUCCUGCCCAUGUCCGUGCCCAUCCUGCUGUCGCUGCUCAAGAUCGGCAAGGAGUACCGGCAGAGCCGCGCGCAGCGUCCGAAGAGGGACUGAGAGGGGCCCCGCUCGGCCUCAAGUGGACCCCCUUGACCUCUCUCCUCUGGUUUUCUAUACAUGCAUCUACGGAGUGUGCAAGGAACAAGUCCAGGUUUAUUUUGUGCUGAAUGGAGAAGAAAAACACAGCGUUUCUUCUGAUGCUUGAAGAGGGCUCCACAGCCGAAACGUUGCGUUUCUCUUCUUCU